Messenger RNA from Coregonus sp. 'balchen', 1321 nucleotides. The record is from the annotation of a GenBank genome assembly. Lineage: Eukaryota; Metazoa; Chordata; Actinopteri; Salmoniformes; Salmonidae.
AUGUGUCAGUGUAUGAGCGAACAGGUGUUAUGUGUGUGUGGGGGGGGGGGGCUUAGGGUUAGGCCAACUUGAAGAGGUGGGGCUUUAGGAGGGACGGAAAGAUGGUGAUGGACUCAGUUUCUCGGUCCCAGCUUUGAUGCACCUGUACUGACCUCGCCUUCUGGAUGAUAGCGGGGUGAACAGGCGGUGACUCGGGUGGUAGUUGUCCUUGAUUAUCUUUUUGGCCUUUCUGUGACAUCGGGUGCUGUAGGUGUCCUGGAGGGCAGGUAGUUUGCCCCCGGUGAUGCGUUGUGCAGACCGCACCACCCUCUGGAGAGCCCUGUGGUUGUGGGCGGUGCAGUUGCUGUACCAGGCGGUGAUACAGCCCGACAGGGUGCUCUCAAUUGUGCAUCUGUAAAAGUUUGUGAGGGUUUUAGGUGACAGGGCAAAUUUCUUCAGCCUCCUGAGGUUGAAGAGACGCUGUUGCGCCUUCUUCACCACACCGUCUGUGUGGGUGGACCAUUUCAGUGUGUCAGUGAUAUGUACGCCGAGGAACUUAAAACUUUUCCCCUUCUCCACUGCUGUCCCGUCUAUGUGGAUAGGGGGAUAUUCUAAGCAUUUCUACAUUUGGUAGAAAAAAUAACAAGUUAGAAAGUUAUACCUGAUGACGUCAUCAGAAGUUUAAACAUUUUAAAAACAGUGAUUUUCAAACACUGAGAUUUGCGGCGAUGAGGGGAGCAAGAAAAUACCAUCCCUCUGGCUAGAAACUCGUUGCAGGUUUUGAUAAACACUUUUUUUUGGGACCUUUCUUUUCUUCUCUUUUUAACACACAGAUCAUAGAAAUGCGCUGUUUUCAAAUAUGUAGAAACUGGUUUGGUGCCGGAGAUAAUGAAUAUGAGUUUGAAAAGUGGCGGAAUGGCAUUUUAACAAAGACCAAUGAGGUAAUGCUGUAUUCUCUCCCUAUGUUCCUGCAAUGCUUUGUUCAUCCAGUGGGUGGAGCGCAACAGCCAAACACAAGUUGUUCAUCCCUACCAGUAUCUCUGCAGAUGUCUAAAGGAUCUGAAGGGUUCUAAACAGUUGGACUUUGACAUCCACUCAUGUUCAGUAGACAUAGGCUUCUUGUACUUCCUCUCCUCCACUUCUCCUCACUUUGCUGGUAUCCUUUAUCUACCAUUGUCUGAGAUGGCAGGUGGUCUACGUCUACUACCCCUUCCAGGCUUGUCUUUAUGCCUUCAUCUGCUACAACGCCCACGAUGAGCCUUGGGUCCUGAGGCAGCUGCUGCCAAAGCUGGAGGGAGAGCAGGGAUGGAAGCUGCGUCUGCACAACCGGGGACCUUCAGCC